GCUUUAAAUUCAAUCAGCACUGAAUCACCUGUCACUGUGCUGCUGACUGCCUGCCAGUGUGCAUUUUCCUGUCUUUAUAUCUACUAUUGUAAGAAAGAAACUUCUGGAAAGAUGACAUCUGAGAGGAGCGAAACUAUCUAUAAGGGAGUGGACCUCCAAUGCAAGACCAACAACACUGAACACCACACCAGUGAAAUCUCAGUGGAUCAGCUGAUUGUGAGGCGAGGCCAGCCCUUCACCCUGACCCUCGAACUCACACAAUGUUUCAACCCUGACCUUCACCCGCUCAGCAUCGUCGCAAAGACAGGAAAACAUCCGUCCUAUGACCGAGGGACGCUGUCAUUCUUCGGUGUCCCAAAUACCGCCAACUGUUCACCAUCAGCAAAGGCAGUGUGGAAGAUAGAGCUUCACAAGAGCUCCUCCCCCAAAACAGGCCUCUUGAACCUGAUCAUUACCCCCCCGGCUGACACCCCCAUAGGGGAGUACUUGAUGCAUGUGACACACAGGAAUCAGGAAAUGUUGCUGGCAAAGCCGGUGGUGCUCUUCAACCCCUGGUGUCCCGAUGACUGGGUGUUUCUGUCUGAUGUGGCGCAGAGACAGGAGUAUGUGAUGAAUGAACAUGGAAUCAUCUACAAAGGAAGUGGAAACUACAUCUCCCCUAUGAACUGGGACUAUGGACAGUUUGAGGACAACAUGGUGGACAUUUGUAUGAUGAUAUUGGACCUCAACCAGAAAUGCCUGAAUGACCCAGCUAGUGAUGUUUCUGCUCGCUGUAACCCCAUCUACGUCAGCCGCGUGGUCAGCGCCAUGAUCAACUCUCAAGACGACCGCGGUGUCCUGCAGGGAUGCUGGGGAGAUUUCUAUCCGGGCGGGGUCUUACCCUCUCAGUGGAAUGGCAGUCACGCCAUCCUUAAAAGCUGGUUUAAAACCAACUGCCAGCCGGUCAAGUACGGGCAGUGCUGGGUGUUCGCCGGAGUCAUGUGCUCAGUGCUGCGCCUGCUGGGCAUCCCCUGCCGUGUGAUCACCAACUUCGAGUCAGCCCACGACAACAACAGCAAUCUGAUCAUCGACGUGUACCAUGCCGACUACGGAGUCAGAGAGAAAAAAUCCAAUGAUAGUAUUUGGAACUUCCACGUGUGGGUGGAGGCGUGGAUGAAGCGGCCAGACCUGGCUAAGGAUGGCAAAUAUGACGGCUGGCAAGUUGUGGAUCCAACACCACAGGAGAAGAGUGAUGGUGUUUACUGCUGUGGUCCAGCCCCAGUCAAAGCCAUCCUGAACGGAGACGUAGACCUCAAAUAUGACAUCCCAUUUGUCUUCGCCGAGGUCAAUGCCGACUGCAUUGACUGGCUGAUCAAAGCUGAUGGUUCAAAAGUGAAAAUCUGGUCUGACACCAAGAGAGUCGGUCAGAACAUCUCCACCAAGUCUGUCGGCUCCAACAUGAGGAUGGACAUCACCGACACUUACAAACAAAGAGAGGGAUCAACGGAGGAGAGGUCUGUCUAUAAUUACGCCGUCACCAGACUCGAGAAUGGAGGGGCGGAGGUGAACGAGGGCCCACACUGCCCUUCACUGCCGCCAGUGUCCAUACGAUUUGAAGAGGUGUCCAAACCGAUGGACGGUAAGGAUGUGAGCCUGAAGCUGGUGCUGUGCACUCAGGGCAGUGCUGCCAGGCCGCUGACUAUCAACAUCAGCGUCCAAGCCAUGAGGUACAACGGCUCACCAUCUGUGACCAUCAAGACUGAGGUGAAGGAGGAGACACUGCAGCACGGGAGAGAUCUGUCCAUCCCUAUCCUGGUCCCGUUCUUGGCCUACCAUAAACACAUGAUGGAGUGUGACAGCAUGAAGGUUUCAGCCUUGGUCACGGACAAACAGAAGCCAAAUAACACAUACCUGGCUCAGUAUGAUGUUGUGCUGCUUGACCCUCCCAUCUCUGUCACCGUUUCCAGUUCUGCCAGACUGAACCAAGAGGCAUCUGGGGAAGUGGUUUUCAUGAACCCGGUGGACGAGACGCUGAAGGACUGCACUCUGACUCUCACUGGAAGUGGCCUAUUGAAUGAGGAUAUUAAAGUCAAGCUUUCGGAUCUGAAGGCAAGCAACCGAAUACGCGUCGCGUUCUUCUUUUCCCCCUACAAGACUGGACAGAAGACUCUCGUGGCUCACUUCAACUGCUCCACCUUCAGAGACGUCAAGGGUAGCUGCAGUGUCUUUGUCAGGCUGUAACUUCUCAGUAUCGCCGAGUAAGAGUCGUUUACGUUUACUCAGAAGUAAAAUGUCAGAUUUAUACCUCUUUAUGAUACAUAGGCCUACGUACACCUACAUUUCAAAGUUUUUACAGUUGCGUAGCUUAAGAAAUCACCCUUACAGGAUCUAAGAUAUAUCACCUUUGGUGCUCAAUACAUUCAGUACAUUCCUGGAAUUAUUUGCUUUCUCUUAUUGCUUCUACAUCUGCACUUGUUUUUUACUUUUUUGGUGAAACUUCUUGGCUUCCUCCAGUGAUUUUCAAAAAGAAUAAGCAUGUUGUUUUCAAUCAAAUGUGGGUGCAAGGUGUAUAAAAAUAGCCAGCUAUACAACUUACAGCUGUGAUUUUUAGCGUUCCAGUACGUCUUCAAUAUGCUCAACCCCUGACAGUCGAGCGAUUAGCAUGCAUGAAAGUUGGCACUGAAAAGUUUUUAUAUUACUCCUUCGCAGUGGAUGGCAGCUGCAGUCAUCUUAGAUUUACACGAGUCAGUCGAUCAUACAGAUUGGAACCAAACCUCCAGGUUAGCCAACUUGAUUAGGAAGAGUCAAGAAGGCGAACGGUAGUUGUGCGCAGUUUUCCUGUCCAAUGAGGGAUUUUUACCAACAUUUCAGAUGUGAUCACUUUCUAUUCUACCUCCAGAUAAAAUGGUUUAGAUAAUCUGGAUUAUAUCUGGAUAUAAUCUGGGUUGUUUACAACCUGUCUGAUCGUCUGACUGCUCAUGUUUGUUGCCCUGUUGGACUUUGCUGUAGUGAUGUUGCUUUGUUCCCAGAUCUCAGCAAUUUGCGUAGUUGAGUACAAUGUUGCCCAAAGCUGAGAAAACAACAGCCAAAUUGUAAUAAACCAGAAGUGUCCUUCGAAACCUGCAAUGUUAACAUACCUACAUUGGUCACUUAAGUAUCAGACAAUGGUAUCAGUGGUAUUUGCUUAAAUAAAUAUAUAUAUAUAAGGUCUGAGUUAGAGACCAACUGACACUGAAUGGUUGAGGCUGAUACUGAUAACUAUUAUAGAUUGUCUUCAGGAUCUUUAGCAUUAACAAGUGACGAUCCUUCCGAUUUGCUUACCAAAGAUAUGCAGUGGAAGCAGGGUAUUUUGCACUCUUCACAAAUAUCUCAAUUCUGAUGCUGCACCGCAUCAGAAUUAUAUAGAGAGCUUAUAGAGAGCAUCAGCGUAGUGCUGUACGUAUAAAUGACUUUAUAUGUACUUUUUCACAUUUCACUUUUUAUGUCAGUUUUGUACACUGAUAUUAAAAUAUGUAAAAAACCGUAUUAGCCCACUGUACAAUCAGACUGGUGGUGACACCUCAGGUACAAACUCUUAUCAGGAAAUGUCAAAUUGAAAGUUUACAUAGCAGAAGAAUGCAGCUAAACCUGAUACACCCACACACCCACAACUGUUUUCUCAGUUCGUGGGUCAGGGUCCAAUUUAACCUGCAGUCUUCUAAACUCUUAGCUUUAACUGCACCAAAAAAUCAAUCUGUUAUUUCUCUACACAUGCUUGUUCCUGCUCCUGGAAGGAAGUGAGGUGGUGUUAAAGUGUCUCCUUGUGGCUAAAAAAAAAGAAAGAAAAAAAAAAGAGACCACAUGCUGUGUAAACUGGACUGUAUCUUGUCAGUUUUAUUUGCACUGUUUUAUGUUUUUAUUGAAUAUGUCAGCAAUGCGCACAAAUAAAAUGUUUAUUGAAA
Messenger RNA from Siniperca chuatsi (mandarin fish), 3920 nucleotides. It is a transcript of the gene tgm8, whose product is annotated as transglutaminase 8. The record is from RefSeq and is a predicted model, not a curated record. The transcript is spliced from 15 exons. Gene Ontology annotation, biological process: peptide cross-linking. Gene Ontology annotation, molecular function: protein-glutamine gamma-glutamyltransferase activity. The coding region runs from base 112 to 2220 and encodes 702 amino acids. Lineage: Eukaryota; Metazoa; Chordata; Actinopteri; Centrarchiformes; Sinipercidae.